Messenger RNA from Hylaeus volcanicus, 626 nucleotides. RefSeq lists its product as uncharacterized. The transcript has 4 exons. Gene Ontology annotation, cellular component: ribosome; cytosolic small ribosomal subunit. Gene Ontology annotation, molecular function: RNA binding; structural constituent of ribosome. Lineage: Eukaryota; Metazoa; Arthropoda; Insecta; Hymenoptera; Colletidae. The record is from RefSeq and is a predicted model, not a curated record. The coding region runs from base 150 to 398 and encodes 82 amino acids. Gene Ontology annotation, biological process: ribosomal small subunit assembly; translation.
AAGAGAUUAGUAAUUUAUCUUUUAUACUUUUAUGAUAUCGAAAGAUCUGUACAACAUGUAUGAAACAAACGCGUGGACCUGGCCCAAACACAGUCCCAACAUAAAGGGCUAAAGCGUUCAGCAUUUUGAUUAAGUCAAGGUAUAAAAAUAUGGAUAUCGAUAUUUUGCAUCCAGAUCCAGUUUUAGAAGCAAGAAAGCAUAAACUCAAAAAGCUCGUUCAGGGACCUAAAAGUUUUUUCAUGGAUGUUAGGUGCCCAGGUUGUUUUCAAAUAACAACAGUUUUUAGUCAUGCUCAAAGUGUUGUGGUUUGCUCAAGUUGCAAUUCUGCAUUAUGUCAGCCAACUGGUGGUCGUUGUCGUUUAAUGGAAGGUUGCUCUUUUAGACCAAAGUCCGAAUAAACAGCUUAUAAAAUAACUUUACUAGAAGAUUUUUCUGCAAUCAAGCACUAAGUUCAUUUUUGAAAACAUGUAAAAAAAGUAAAUGAUAACUGUUUCUCUGAUCCGAAACAAUUAGUAUAAAACACUAUAAACAGCUUGCGUUUAUUUUUAUUGUAUGAAAGAACAAAAUUUACCUGUAGCAUAUGGUGCAAACUGUGACUUUACUGAAGUACAUUAAGAAAUUUUAAA